AACGCUCCUGGCCACGUGGUCUCAUGUUCAGUUCUACAACGGCUUAACGGGGGACGCACGUCCUCUGACAGGCAACAAGUGAACAAGUGACAGUGUUCCGUGAAUUCAUGUGAAAUAUGAUCGAAGUUACAUAGCUGUUCCUAAAAAGAUACAAGUAUGGAGACUGAUAAGAUGUCAACGGCAUCCUCGGUCGGUGCUGAGAGGAGACCGCUGAUGCAGGCACUCGUAAUCGAAAGACGAAUUCUCUUCGGAUGCACUGUAUUCGUUGGCCUUUGCACCUUUCUUUGGAUAACAGCUGUUUGCACGGAAAAAUGGGUGUACAUUUCAGGAGGAGAUGGUAUUUAUUUGCCGUCCAGAGGUAAUUACUUUCUAUGGAGUGAUUCAGGUGUAUGGGAAAUAUGUCGUAAUGUGUUCCAUCCGACUGAGAGCUUUAAGCACAACGCGUCAAUGCACACCACCCCGAUACCCAUUGACCUAACUGUAAUAGCAGGAGAAUAUUACACAAAUUGCACAAAUUACCUGUCACAGCCAAUCAUGAAGAACGGAAAGCCAGUUGAUCCAGCAUACGAUGUUGACAUAGCGAGCUACGUACGAACGAUGAUCUCUUUUGGCAUCAUUAGCCUGUUCGUAAUGGCGAUGGGCUGCGGCUUCUCAGUAUACACCUUCCGCAACCCACGCUACAUGUUUAAACGACUAGCAGCAGGCAUACAUUUCAUCAGUACCUCGUGUACUCUAGUGGUUGUACAAGUCAUGAUGACAUCGGUAGACCAUAUGAAGAAGAACUUGAGAUACAUCUACCCAGAACAUGCUUACCACUACUACCACGUUAGUUUCUUCCUAGCGUGGUUCGUUGUUUUAGUAAAUCUAUUCGCAGCGGCCUCAUUUCUAUGGUAUUCCCGUAAAAGAAAAGGCGACAAAGCUGCCACAGACGAACUAGCCAUGGCCGAUGAACCCACUAUCAUUGGCCGAUGACGCUUCCAGUUUAACUUCAAACGGCUGCUGCAAUCGUGUGGACUUUUCUUUAAAUAUCUCUUUAAAAGUGCUCAAAUGACCAAUAGCUGUAAAAAUAAUUUAUAUCUUAAUGUUCUUAUAAUUUUAUCUAAAUGUCUUCCAUAUACCUCUUUAAAAGCUAGGGUCUACUCUGGUUUAUAUUUAUUAUAAUCCACUAUAGAAUAUUUUGCCUUGUUAAUCUUAUAGUCUGGUGUAUUUUUUCCUGUCCCUUACUGAUGCGUGACAUGAUUAUGAGAUUAACGACAGCCUGUCUUAUGUUAAGUGUUAUUUAUGCGAUUCAAAUAUAAUUAGAAUUUGUGUUUUUAUAUUGAAAUGGACCAAUUCGUUGUAUAACGGAGAAAAUUAACUAAAUUAGGAGCAUAUCAUCCAAAUUUAAUUGAAAAUAUUGUUCUGAAACGAAAAAAUAAAUAAAUUUCUACAAAUUUUUUGAUCAAAUUAAUCGUAUUUUUUUUAUUUUCCGUUUCAAAUAAGAACACACUUUGUAUUUUUCUAGUCAAUAUCUUUAUUGAAAACUUUUCGUAACCGUCAACAAGUAUGUUAAUAUUUGAGGAAGUAAAUAAAAAUGAAACCAUGAAAAAAUUAUAGCAUCAGUUUAAAUUUAACUCAUAAAAAUCUAUUUAUACAUUUACGAGAAUCUAUAAUUAAUCAUUUUGUAUUAAUAAUUAAUUAAAAUUGAAUGUUUAUUAGAAGGAAACUUUCUACGUAAUAAUCACCUUAACUUCAAUCACGAUUUACGGUUAUCGAGGUUAUAAUUUUUAUUUCCUGGUACUGCGGUUUCUUUAGUAAAACACUACUUCAAAAUCAAUUCCACAAUAAAUUUCCUUUUUUCUUCAUUUAAAACGAUCGGUUUAGAACUCUGUUUACCAUAAAACUUGGGUUUCAAAAUAAACAGCAGAUAAUACAGAAAUCGGAGUUUCCGUAAACUUAGGCUGAACACAAUUUAUAUAUUUUAUCUUAAAAUAAUACUGUAUCCAUGCUAACAAAUGUUGUUCCAUAUUAAAUGUUCCUUCUUUUAAUUGAAUCACACGAUUAAAUUAUUUUUUUUUGCCCUCUUACUUUUACCUGUGUUUGAAUGAAUAAGUGUUAUUUAUUUCUAUGUGUAUUGUUUUAAAAAUCGACAAUCUUAUUAAGGUGUAUUCUUGUUACCCAUUCAAAAAAAUGUGUAUUGUAAUCAUACUAAAACGAGCGCGUUUACUUUAUAAUAAUAAUUUUAUCCUGGUAUAUAGAGCUUAGUGUUAUAUUUAAGUAUACUCAAGCUAAGCUAAGCCAAAUACUUAUAUGCUUAGCAGCUUUUGUAUAAGUCGAAGACAAUAUUUAGCUCUCUUAAUAUUUAAAUGAUGUCCGUCAAAAAAGAAAUUCUAUAUUAGACCUAAACAUGUGUUUAAGACUUAUCUUUCUUAUGCACUUAUUUAUAGAAAUUGCUUACAUUAUUGAUGGAUGCCAUUUUGAUAUUACGUAUAUAAUUUAUCUGUUACGCUAUCUUUUGUGCGAAAAAAAAACUAAAUGUUUUUUGUCGUGAAUAUUAUUAUUCCAAUUUUAUUUCGCAUGUGUAUUUUAUGUACCUCGUUUUAGUUUCUCAUUGAAAAUAUAUUUAAACAAAAUCACUUAAA
Molecule: messenger RNA, 2621 nt
Organism: Danaus plexippus (monarch butterfly)
Lineage: Eukaryota; Metazoa; Arthropoda; Insecta; Lepidoptera; Nymphalidae
Exons: 7
Coding region: 157-972 (271 amino acids)
Cellular component (GO): plasma membrane
Source: RefSeq, a predicted model, not a curated record